This is a messenger RNA of Symbiodinium pilosum, 1128 nucleotides long. The record is from the annotation of a GenBank genome assembly. Lineage: Eukaryota; Dinophyceae; Suessiales; Symbiodiniaceae.
AUGGGCCCCAUGCGCCAAGGCCGCGGGGAGCCGUCUCCAGCCACGGACAGGACGGAUGCACCCCUGAUAGAGGGCAAGGAUGCCAAGGAUGCCGAAGACGGGCGUGUCGGAGAGGCUGCGGCUGCGAAGGUGAACUCCGGAAGCGGAGCCGCCGGGAGCGGAAGCUCUUCGCUGCUGACCAAGGCCUUGGAGGUGGCUCGCGCGGCUCGCUGCCUUCCUGCUCCUCCUGGUGGCUGGCUGGGGCCGUUUGGCUUCUUCCGCUUGGUGACCUACGUGUUCCUAGCAGGUGCGGUUUUUGCGGUGCUGCUGACGGUCACAGCUUCGGUGGGCCUCGGGAUCCCUCUGGUGGGUGGGGGCCCGGAUGGCUUCGCGGCUUUUGCCUCGUUGCUGUUAUGUUUUGCUUGCUUGGUUUGUGCUGGCGCCGCUUAUGCCCAUGAGGGCCUGGAGCAGGAGGUGACGGCCAUGCAGAAGCAAAACCAGCUCUUCCAGGAUAAGAACCAGCUGCUUGCAGCGCAGCUGGACGAGUUGAGUGGUGUUCGCCAGAAGCUGGAGGACGUGCGCCAACGCCUUGGUGAGGACCUGGAACACUUCGAGGCGACGUUGGUGGAGUUGCACGCGGUGAGCAGCGUGGAGGUUCUGCAGCUAAUGCUGGAGGCCUUCCUGAACGCUGACGACAGCCGGGACGGGCGGCUGGCAGAUGAGGAGCUGGAUCGCUUCUUCGAGGUCUGCAAGGCGCCCCUGCAGCAGGCGGCACCAGACUUCGACGUUGAGCAGCUGGUGGAAGAGGUCCAAGAUGUAGGCUUGGGGCUCUGCAACUUGCGGUUCCUGACCAAUGCCGCGGUGGCGGGCUGCGACCGCAUCCCCGGCCGGAGCACCGCCAUGUUGGCCUUGGUAAUGUUUAGUACGCACCCUGAGAAGUACGAGCACGAGUUGGCCAUCUCUCUGAAGUCUGUCCUUGGAUCCAGCGAUGAUGUGGUUGCAGCGUGGAUCCAGGACAAGAAGGCCAAGGCAGAUCCCCAGGAACACGGGCGGAUCCCAGGGCAUGAGCUCAUGGACCUCUCGCGCAUGGUCAUGAGCGCGCCCUUGGAGGCCAAGGACUCAACGGGCGAGCAGAAGGAGGAGGUUUGA